GAUUUUCAAUAGAGCUAAGCAGUAUGCCAAGGAGUAUCAGGAGCAGGAAAAGGAGCUCAUUCAAUUGAAGCGGGAGGCAAAGUUGAAAGGAGGAUUCUAUGUCGACCCAGAAGCUAAGCUCUUGUUCAUCAUUCGGAUUCGAGGAAUCAAUGCCAUGCACCCCAAGACCAGGAAGAUUUUGCAGCUCCUUCGUCUAAGACAGAUAUUCAAUGGUGUCUUUCUUAAAGUUAACAAGGCAACCAUGAACAUGCUUCACAGGGUUGAGCCUUAUGUGACUUACGGCUAUCCCAAUCUCAAGAGUGUAAGAGAACUGAUUUACAAGAGGGGAUAUGGGAAGCUGGACAAGCAGAGAGUUGCAUUGACUGACAAUUCAAUCAUCGAACAGGCUCUUGGUAAGUAUGGCAUUAUCUGCAUGGAAGAUCUUAUCCAUGAGAUUAUGACAGUCGGGCCUCAUUUCAAGGAGGCAAACAAUUUCCUAUGGCCAUUUAAGCUGAAGGCACCACUUGGUGGCCUUAAGAAGAAGAGGAACCAUUAUGUUGAAGGAGGGGAUGCUGGAAACCGCGAGAAUUACCUCAAUGAGCUCAUCAGGAGAAUGAACUAAGUUCGGAGGGUGUCAGUCAAAUUAGUAAAUUGGGUGUUUUAAAUUUUUGUUGGAAGCAUUCUGAUCUUAUUUGUUUUGGAUGUUUUUCUUCUAUUUUUUGGAACUUACAUGCAGUCUUCAAAGAGCUUGGAUAAGGAUAAAUAUUGUGGUUUUGC
Molecule: messenger RNA, 756 nt
Organism: Rubroshorea leprosula
Lineage: Eukaryota; Viridiplantae; Streptophyta; Magnoliopsida; Malvales; Dipterocarpaceae
Source: the annotation of a GenBank genome assembly